AUGCUAACCCCAACGCGUUUCCUGCGCGCGUCCUACUCCUCGACCCUGCGCCUUCCGAAAUCGCCAUUUCCUCCCCGCCCCCUCCCCGACAAGACACCACUCUACCUGCAACGAUGCACCGAUGACCUCUACGCCUGGCAGCGCACGCGCGCCGCUGCCAAAGCAUUCACCCUACACGAUGGCCCGCCCUACGCCAAUGGCCCCCUGCACAUUGGCCAUGCGCUGAACAAGAUCACAAAAGACAUCAUCUGCCGCUUCCAUGUCACCCGCGGCGAGCGAGUCUCGUACAUCCCCGGCUGGGACUGCCACGGCCUGCCCAUUGAGAUCAAAGCGCUCCAAGCAGCUAAGAAGUCCUUUGCCAACACCGAUGCCAUCUCCAUCCGCACCGCUGCGCGCGAACUCGCCGCUGCAACGGUCGAGAGCCAGAAGCAGGGGUUCAAGGAGUGGGGCGUCAUGGGCGACUGGCAGAAUGCGUAUCAAACCAUGGAGAAGCAAUUUGAACUGAGGCAGCUGGAGGUUUUUAGGGAAAUGUGGGAGAAGGGAUUGGUGUAUAGGCAGUUCAAGCCAGUCUAUUGGAGCCCGAGUUCCAGGACGGCGCUGGCUGAGGCCGAGUUGGAGUAUGACGAGGGGCAUAAGAGCUUGGCGGCUUUUGUGAGGUUUCCGGCAACGGUGACAGAUGAACUGAAGGGCAAGCUGAAAGCGGAGGGCGUAGCGGGGGAGAUCAAUGUCGUUAUCUGGACGACUACGCCCUGGACACUACCAGCGAACAAGGCAAUUGCGGUGCACAGGGAUAUGGAGUACUGCGUUGUGAAAGAUACAGAAAAAGAGGGAGAGUUGACGCUGGUCGCAGCGACAAGAGUCGCCGGGUACGAGAAGGUGCUUGAGCGCAAGCUUGAGCGAGUUGUGUCUGGGCUGCGAGGAUCGGAUCUUGCUGGAAACCUCCAAUACGAGAAUCCGUUCCAGAAGGCCAACGGACUGCAGCCGGUCAUCCACGCAGACUUCGUUACUGAUUCGUCUGGUACUGGACUGGUUCACUUUGCGCCGGGUCACGGAAUGGACGACUACCACGUUUGCCAGGCCAUGGGGAUUCAAGCGUUUGCGCCGAUCGACGAUGCUGGAGCGUUUACAAAGGAGGCUUUCCCGGAACGGCCAGAGCUCCUUGAGGGAUUGUUAGUAUCUGACGAGAAGAGGACCGGCACAAGAGCUGUGUGCGACUAUCUCGAGAAGCAAGGCUUCCUUCGCGCCAAACAGAAUUAUCGACACAAGUACCCCAUUGAUUGGAGAACGAAGCAACCGGUUGUCGUAAGAGCGACGGAGCAAUGGUUCGCCGACGUUGGUGAUCUCAAAGACGCAUCGAUGAAGGCCAUUGCUGAUGUCAACUUCCUCCCUGAGACUGGCCGAUUUCGGUUGGAAAGCUUUAUUCAAGGUCGAAGUCAAUGGUGUAUAUCUCGCCAGCGCGCGUGGGGCGUGCCCAUUCCUGCCCUCUACAAGGUCCAGGGCGACACCCUUGAAGCUACCAUGGACUCGGAGACAAUCCAGCACCUCAUCAAAACUAUCAGGGAGCGCGGUAUCGAUGCCUGGUGGACCGACGCGCCCUCGGACCCGGCAUGGACACCGCCUCACCUUGCCAACACCGGCACAUACAUCCGCGGACGGGACACCAUGGACGUCUGGUUCGACAGCGGCACGUCCUGGACCCUCCUGCCUGAAUCGCAGAACGCGCCCGUUGCAGAUGUUUACCUCGAAGGCACCGAUCAGCACCGUGGCUGGUUCCAGUCUUCCCUUCUGACUUACAUCGCCACGCAAAACUACUCUUCUGGCACCGCCCGCGCGCCCUACAAGACGCUCAUCACACAUGGCUUUACUCUUGACUCCGAUGGCCGCAAGAUGAGCAAGUCACUAGGCAACGUCAUCUCGCCUUCCCAAAUCAUGAGCGGCGAGCUCCUCCCACCCAUCAAACGUAAAAAGCAAAAAGGCCAACCGGCACCACCCCCGAAUGCAUCGCCAACAUACGAUGGCAUGGGCGCCGAUGCGCUGCGUCUCUGGGCUGCGAGUAGCGACUACAUGCGGGACGUGACCAUUGGACAGCCCGUACUACAGUCGGUCAACCAAGCGCUGCACAAGUACCGUGUAACCUUUAAAUGGCUGCUCGGUGUGCUCAGUCUACCUUCUUGCCCGCCGCAAUUCACCUCCUUUGAUUCACUGCGCUCCCAACUCCCCACUUCGCCCCUCCUCACCGACACGCUGGCGCUCCACCGCCUCAGCCAGGUCUCGGCGGACGUGCACAGCUACUACACGCGCUACGAAUUCUUCAAAGCGCUCAACACCGUGAACCGCUACAUCGCGACGGACCUCAGCGCCUUCUACUUCGAAACGCUCAAAGACCGCAUCUACACAGGCCACCUGUCCGACUGCCAGACUCUGCAGGCUCACCUCGGCCUCAUCUUCUACGAGCUCCUGCAGAUCCUAGCCCCCAUCGCCCCGCUUCUGGUGGAAGAAGUCUGGGACCACGUCCCCGCCGCGCUGCGCGCUCAGAGCUCGCAUCCCGCCCGAGCCGCGUGGGAACCGCUACCAGCGACCCGGACGACGACGAAGAGCACUCACGACGCCCUCGACACAGCGCUAGAGCGCCUCAGCACGCUCAGCAGCGCCGUCAAAGCCGCGCAGGAGCGCCUGCGCGCAGACAAGCACAUUGGCUCCGGCCUCGAGACAGCCGCCACCCUCGUCAUGCACCCGGACGCCAUCCCCGACUUCCACGCCCAGCUGCAGACCUGCCUCUCGAGCACGAAUACAAACCCAACCACAACCACAGAUACAGAUACAGAUACAGAUACAGAUACAGAGACCGACACACGUCCAGACAUGCCCGCCCAACUCGCCGGCCUGCUCGUCAUCAGCGACUUCACCGUCAGCGCCGCACUGCCCGAGGAGAAAGCUUGGCCGUGGUCCGCGACCGAGGCCCUAUCCCCCACCACUGCAGAUGCGCUCUUUGCAGACGCAAAGGUCGUCGUGCAUCCCCCGGCCCUGGACAAGUGUCCGCGGUGUUGGCGCUUCGCUAGGGAGAGCGACGAGGCGCUGUGUAACCGGUGUGACGAGGUGGUGGGUCGAGUUGCGUUGUCGGGCUGA
This is a messenger RNA of Ascochyta rabiei, 3126 nucleotides long. Its product is annotated as Isoleucine--tRNA ligase. Gene Ontology annotation, molecular function: ATP binding; aminoacyl-tRNA deacylase activity; isoleucine-tRNA ligase activity. Lineage: Eukaryota; Fungi; Ascomycota; Dothideomycetes; Pleosporales; Didymellaceae. Gene Ontology annotation, cellular component: cytosol. The record is from RefSeq and is a predicted model, not a curated record. The transcript has a single exon. The coding region runs from base 1 to 3126 and encodes 1041 amino acids. Gene Ontology annotation, biological process: isoleucyl-tRNA aminoacylation.